Cyprinodon tularosa is the source of this 2980-nucleotide messenger RNA. RefSeq names its product up-regulator of cell proliferation-like. The record is from RefSeq and is a predicted model, not a curated record. The coding region runs from base 28 to 2457 and encodes 809 amino acids. Gene Ontology annotation, molecular function: GTP binding. NCBI's taxonomy places the organism in Eukaryota, Metazoa, Chordata, Actinopteri, Cyprinodontiformes, Cyprinodontidae. The transcript has a single exon.
CUGUGCCUCAGAGAGGUUUUGUCAAUAAUGGGACUUGAAGAGCAUUAUGACAUCAAACUUAAAAUAUGCAACAUCCUGAAAAUUACUCGGAGUGACACAGAGAUCGAUAUGGAAACAGCAGAAUCCCUUCAUGAGGCCUUUCUCAAGAGGCUUUUUAUGGGGAACACAAAUGCAAGAAGUGUGAAAUAUAUGUUCAGUGAUUCGGAUGUGGACAAGAAAAAUGUCAUAAAUCCGCUAGAUUUGAUAACUGCACUGUUUCUGUGUUCAGACAAAUUCCUACAGCAGAAGAUUAUUGAGAAAAUGGUUCUUUGUCAGUUUGCUGUCCCACUCCUGCUGCCUGACAGUGAAACAAGAGAACUGACAAUGAUGCUGUGGUCUAUGCGUGAAGUUGUCCGAACCUUCAAACCAUUGAUGCAAGCAUUCCGAGGGUCAAGCACUGAAGAAAGACUUGUGCAGUCUGAAAUUGCUCUUAUAUCAUUUGUCAGAUUGGGGAAGCAUUUCCUUUCUAAGUCACAGAUGCUAAACCAAGUGCUAAGUAACACUGAGCAGUACCAUGACAUAUUUUAUCAUUCUGGUUUGGAGUGUGGAGAUGUGCCAAGAAGAAUAUCAGAGGGGCUUGUCGAUUUCUCCUGGUACCUUCCUUGUGGCAUCCGUUCUGUUGAUAAAUUCAAUGAACCAAUAGCUGUUGCCAACCUGAGAGGUGAUAUCAGGACCUUUGUUAAGCAGUUCACUUUCCUUUGUCAGUCAUCUGCCGUUGUUUACAUCUUCUGUGAUGAAGCAGAGGUUGAGUACCUCAAAACUGUGCAAGUAAAAGAUGUCAGAGCAAAAAUUAUUUUGAUUAGCAGCAAAAAGGGGAAAUCCUUUAGAUUAAAAUAUAUGACCAUCAAGCCAAGCAUAAAAACAAAAAAUAUAAGUGAAACAAAAAGAACUGAAAAAGAGUUAGCAAGAGCCCUUCAGGAAUCAGUUUCUAGAAUACUCGAGAAUAAAACAAAAAAAGUCUCCCUGGAAAAUCUGGCUGAAAGAGCUCGGAGUUGUGAGAUCCUUGUGGAUGAAGACACAGAUGAAUGCAAAACUGGGCUGAGGAAUUCCAGACUCAUCACUUCAUGUAUUGAUAAAAUACCUGAGUUCAAAGAACAAGAACUGCCAUGUCAGGGAAACAUCUGGAAAGCAAUAUCAGGGGUGCAAAUGGAGCACUGUAGAUUACGCAAAGUUGGCAAACUGAAAACUGAGGAUUACCGUAAGUCUUUGGAAGCAAAAGAAAAAGAGUUCAAAAAGAAGCAACACAGGUUUGAGAUGACACCUAUGAUAUCAAACUUUGUUAAAGGUAUCAGUGCCUCUGAAGCUCACUGUUCUUUUUUCCUCAAAUGGAUGGAAAUGACACUGGAGGAUUUUUCUCGACAGCAGCUGUCAGCUCUGCUGGAUCAAUACAAGAGACUAAAACAUGAGUCUCCAAAAGAAAAAGAUAUAAUAGCAGAUGUGGAGCAGCAAAUUUCUAUUUGCUCUUUAGGAAUGCAACAUUUUUUUCGAGAAUGUGGGCAGAGGUAUACAUGUGCAAAUGGUGUACCAGAAUUUAGCAAUCUAAGGAAGAGGUUGGAACAGCUGCCCUAUUAUUUUGCUCAGUUGAUGCUAGAUAGUUUCCCUUUUGAGCUUGUUGAUGGGGAUGCAGGAAACAUUCCAAUGACGUGGAUGAGAGCUGUCCUUGCUGAACUUCACCACCUUAUACAGUCAAACAGCAGGGUCAAAGUUAUUUCAGUCAUUGGUGAAGAAAAUUCAGGAAAAUCAACUCUGCUCAAUGCCAUGUUUGGGACCAGGUUUUCCAUCAACAGAGGAAUGUGCACUAGGGGGGCAUUUAUGCAGCUGAUCACCGUCAGCAAACGUGUAAAGAGGGAGAUAGGCUGUGACUGCAUUAUGAUAAUCGACACUGAGGGACUGAAGGCACAUCAGAUGAUUCAGGACGACCAUAGCCACGAACGUGACAAAGAAGUUGCGAGUCUUGCUGUGGCAUUAAGCGACAUUACAGUAGUGACUUUUUCCAAGGAAAGCUCCACAGACAAGGACUUCUUAAGGAUGGUAGUUAAUGUUCUGGCAAGGGUAAAAGUUGCAGACAAGAAAACAUUGUGCCACUUUGUUCAGGUUGACAUUAAUGAAGUCUCUGUUUCUGAGGGAAAGAAGAGAGAUAAGGAGUUGUUAGAUCGGCUCAAUGUACUGAUCCAGAGGGAUGCUGAGAUAAACGCAAGAAAGCUUGCUGAUCUGGUAGAGUUUGAUCCAUACACCUGGAGCUGGUACCUUCCUUCAGCUUGGAAAGGGACACCUCCAAUGGCUGCUUACAGCACUGACUACAGUGAGACUGCACAGGCUUUGAAAAGUCAACUGCUAAAAGACCUAAAAAAGUGCCCCGAGAGGGAUGAUCUGAUGGAUUUCGCAAAGAGGAUAGAACACAUCUGGAAAUCUCUAUAAAGCUUGGACAGUGCAUUGAAUUUGUUAAGCUCAUAAAAAAAAAAAUAACUCAAAGUGCUUCACGUCACCCAAAGUGAACAGAAAAAGAAAAUCAUACAAAUAUAAAAGAAAAGUCAGCUUGUAACCUCUGAAACCCAACCUGACCUGGAACUCACAGCUCGGUUCUCUAAGUACGUUUGACAGUUGUAUGUUAUUAUUGUAUUUGAUUAUACCUAUAUUGUUAUAGGUAAUGGAUAUUGUAUUUAUUUGUUAAUUUGUUCUAUUAUCUAGGAAUUUACCUUUGGUUCUGCUGCAGUAUUGAUUGUGUUUGCAAUUUUCUGUAAGAUAGCAAACAUCACAACCAAGGUUUUUUUAAGGACAUCAUUGAAAUUAUAAGUUUCUAAGAGCCACAACCAAACAGAAGUGGCAUUCUGUUUUGUCUUCACAAAUCUAAAACAAACUUCCAGAAAAGUGCAAAUAUGCUGGAUCCGGUUAGUUAUUUUCAAUUGAGGUCAAAAUUAUAUCUGAGCUGCAGAAAAUCUAG